AUGUCGGAUCCUAUACCAAUACCUCACUCCAAAACGGAAACCGCCCUAGAUGAGAUGACCUCCCACGACAUCGCUGGUAGUGUUGGUUCCGAUCACACAGGCUCAUUCACAGGUGCUUUGACGCCGGGUUAUCAGUCGGGAUAUCAGUCGUCCAGCCCUGGAAGUCCAUACCUCCUUUCCAGGAAUCCCUCCUACGUGGGUAGCCAAUCUUUGCAGGAGGACUGGGAGGUUCCUCUCGAUAAACUCACCUUUUUCGACAUCUUCGACAAUCUCGCUCUACCGGCCAAGAUCGAAAAAUGGCAGGCGACUAUACAGGCCCAGAAAGAGAAGCUGGCGCGCCAGCAGGAGAGGAUAAGGAGCUCGGGCAACAAUGCGAAAGAUCGCGCCGUGGCCGAAUGGCGCAAGCGAGUCCCUCCGGCCGACGAACAGCUGGCCAGAUAUCGAUCGCGCAUGAAGAAGUCGGUGGAUGAUCUGAACAAGAGAUGGAACGAAGUGGUUACAAUCUCGAUCCGCGAAAAGGUUUCGUUUAUUUCCGCCGUCCUCAACGUCUUCAUCAGUGGGUACCUGAUAGGGGCUGUACCCCAGUAUUUCUACUGGUGGUAUACGAUACAGCUCAUCUACUUCAUGCCCAUACGAGCCUACACCUACCACCGCAAGGGCUAUCACUACUUUUUGGCCGAUCUGUGUUAUUUUGUCAACUUCCUCGUUCUCUGCAGCAUCUGGGCCUUUCCUCGCUCAAAACGUCUCUUGAUCAGCGCCUACUGUCUGGCCUACGGUAACAACGCCGUUGCCAUUGUCCUGUGGAGAAACUCGCUGGUUUUCCAUUCACUGGACAAAGUUACCAGCCUGUUUAUCCACGUUAUGCCUCCGGUGGCAUUGCACUGCAUGGUCCACCUCACCCCCGACGAAUACCUGCUCAAACGCUUUCCUGCCGUGCAUGCCAUCAAAUGCAGCGCAAAGGGUUCCCCCGGACACUAUGAACUAGCCGCAAUGCUCCUGUGGGCUACCAUUCCCUACGCGGUCUGGCAAUUGUCCUACCACUUCUUCAUCUCUGUCCGGCGUGCCGAGAAGAUUGCUGCUGGAAGGCCCACAUCGUUCACGUGGCUUCGUCGUUCGUACGCGAACACGUGGAUUGGCCGGCUGGUCAACUCUCUGCCAGACUAUCUACAAGAGCCGGCGUUUAUGGUGAUUCAAUACCUGUACGCCUGCCUCACGAUAAUCCCGUGCCCGAUAUGGUUCUGGUACCGAUGGCCCAGCGCGUUGUUUUUGUUGUUCGUUUUCAGCUGGUCUGUGUGGAAUGGUGCGAAUUACUAUAUGGACAUCUUCGGCAAGCGAUUCCAAAGAGAGCUGGAACAGAUGAAGCGCGACGUGGCCAAAUGGCAGAACUCUCCGGGAGCGAUGUUCAGUCCACCGCACGGGCCCGUGGAUUCGGACGUAAAUUUGAGUGCGACAAAGGAGGAUCCGAGCCGAAGACAUGAGAAAAGGCAAUCCAUCGACAAAAUCCCGCUGUUGGACGACACAGGGCACCCGCAGCAGAACGGGGAUGCAAACAGCAGCCCGAAUUUGGAAGCUAAUGCAAGGGCCACGGGCGCCGAGAUCCUGAAUGACGCGAACGGCAACAUUUUGGAUAGGAAGAAUGUUUCGGGACCGCUCACGGGGGCAACAAUGUGA
Fonsecaea nubica is the source of this 1671-nucleotide messenger RNA. RefSeq lists its product as hypothetical. Bases 1 to 1671 code for a protein of 556 amino acids. Lineage: Eukaryota; Fungi; Ascomycota; Eurotiomycetes; Chaetothyriales; Herpotrichiellaceae. The transcript has a single exon. The record is from RefSeq and is a predicted model, not a curated record. Gene Ontology annotation, biological process: phosphatidylcholine biosynthetic process.